CAAGAUGCGACGUGCCGGGUUCGCGAUGCAAAUGCGUUAUUGGCAAUAUAUGAAUGGUGUUUAAUAACUGGUUAUCAGAAAGUAAUAUCGCUUACGAAUUGAAAAGGAAACAGGCUUUGAAUUUCAGUUCCUUUGUUUUGGUUUUCCGGGUUCAACGCUAUUCUGCGGCGUGUUUAUCCAGCAAAUGCGCCGUGGGCAUUCUGAUUGAUGCCGCUGGCCGAAGCAUAGCACUACGUCAUAAACAUUGUCCAGUCUUUCCUUCUGCUCAUCCAAUUUUGAGGCGACUAUGAGUUACGGCUAUGGCGGUGGCGGUGGGGGAAGAAGAGGCCGAGGUAGAGGGGGUCGGGGAUACGGGGACGGUAGCCGAGACAGAUGGGACAGAGGAGGUGGAAGGGGGUCCAGGGGCUCUGACCUGGGCUCUCAGGAUGACCAGGAGCGGGGCGGAGGACAAAAAGACCGACCCCCUCCGCAUCUGAAGGGUCGGGACAUUGGCAUGUGGUACGCGAGGUUUGGAGCCGUUAGAAGAAAACAAGCUGAUCGAAGAUCGCGGCCAUUAGUGCAAAUGGACGAAGCCAGGGAGCAGCAGAUCACCAAUCUUCUGAAUUCAGUCAAAAGCGAACCCCCUGGUGCUAGCAGAGACGGAUGUGAUCUCCGAGCCACCACGUCCAACAGUUGGCGUGCUACUCCCAGUGGUGGUGCUAAUAGUCAUUGUUACUUUGAUGGAGAAGAGGAAUUGAAUGUUGACGUGAAAUCAGAGGAACUAGUGGAGGACAUCGGCGGCAGUGGGAAAUCGAAAGCUCGUCAAUCAAACCGUCCCAUCUCCCAGAGGGUGGUCAAGGAUGAACCGCCAGACGCAUGGGAUGGAGAUGAGGAGGAGGAAGAGGUGAAGAAAGUGAAAGUGGUAGUGAAACCCCAAGUGAAACCCCAAGUGAAAGGCCAAGGGAAGGAGAAGGAUCUAGAGUACCUGUUUCAGGAAGUACAGAGGGACGAAUCCCUGGAUGAGUUCCUAAUGAAAGAUCUGCAGAGCAAGAGAAUGGAGCCUAAGUAUCAGGAAAUGCUGAUAUUCAGGGAAAGACUGCCAUCCUACAGUAAGAGACAUGAGCUGGUGGACCUGAUCAGCUCCAGCCGCGUAGUGGUGGUGAGCGGGGAGACGGGCUGUGGAAAGACCACCCAGGUCACCCAGUUCAUCCUGGACGACUACAUCACCCGCGGAGUGGGCUCGCUCUGCAGGGUGGUGUGCACCCAGCCUCGACGAAUCAGUGCCAUCUCCGUAGCGGAACGUGUUUCUGCCGAGCGGGCUGAGACAGUGGGGAACGGAAACUCGUGUGGAUACCAGAUCCGUCUGCAGAGCCGGUUACCACGGAAACAGGGUUCAGUGCUAUAUUGUACAACGGGCAUUAUUCUUCAAUGGCUCCGCUCAGAUCAGACGCUGUCCACCAUCAGCCAUCUCGUUCUGGACGAGAUCCACGAGAGGAACCUGCAGUCUGACGUCCUGCUGGUGAUCGUCAGGGACCUCCUCGCCGUUCGCCCGGACCUGAAGGUCAUCCUCAUGAGCGCCACGCUCAAUGCAGAGAAGUUCUCCAAAUACUUUGGAAACUGUCCGAUGAUCCACAUCCCGGGGCUGGCGUUCCCGGUUGAGGAGUUCCUCCUGGAGGAUGUGGUGGAGAUGAUCGGGUACCGCCCUAAGACCCAGAACCAGCGGCCCUCCUGGAAGAAGGGCUUCAUGCAGGGCCGCAACUCCCGGCCUGAGAAGGAGGAGAAGGAGGCGGAGUACAAGGAGAGCUGGCCAUGCUACGCCCGCACCCUGCAGGAGAGGUACUCUGAGAGCACCAUAGAGGUAUUGGAGAUGUUGGACAACGACGAGAAGAUAGACCUGGAGCUGAUCCUAGCCCUCAUCCGCCACAUUGUUCUCCAGGAGGAGGAAGGAGCCAUCUUGGUCUUCCUGCCGGGCUGGGACAACAUCAGCGGCCUCAACGACCUGCUCAUGGCCCAGCAGAUGUUCAAAUCCGAUCGGUUUGUGAUAAUCCCCCUCCACUCCCUGAUGCCCACUGUUAACCAGACUCAGGUGUUUAAGAGGCCUCCUCCUGGGGUGAGGAAGAUUGUGAUUGCGACCAACAUAGCUGAGACCAGCAUCACUAUAGACGACGUGGUGUACGUGAUCGAUGGAGGGAAGAUUAAAGAGACGCACUUCGACACCCAGAACAACAUCAGCACCAUGGCGGCUGAGUGGGUCAGCCUGGCCAACGCCAAGCAGAGGAAAGGACGCGCUGGGAGGGUGCGGCCGGGAAAGUGCUACCACCUGUACAACAAACUGAGGGCCAGCCUACUGGAUGCCUACCAACUACCUGAGAUCAUGAGGACCCCACUGGAGGAGCUGUGCCUGCAAAUCAAGAUCUUGGACCUGGGGGCCAUCGCUGACUUCCUGAGUAGAGCCCUGGACCCGCCCACCGAAGAGGCCGUCAGCCUGGCAAUCAAGCACCUGGUGGACCUGAAUGCUCUGGACCAAUCAGAGACCCUGACCUCGCUGGGCGUGCACCUGGCCCGCCUGCCUGUGGAACCUCACAUCGGGAAGCUGAUCCUGUUUGGCGCUCUGCUGGGCUGCCUGGACCCCGUCCUCACCAUCGCUGCCUCGCUCAGCUUCAAAGACCCCUUCUUCAUACCCAUGGGCAAAGAGAAGAUGGCCGACAUGAAACGGAGGACCCUGUCCCGGAACUCCAAGAGUGACCACCUCACCAUCGUGAACGCCGUCCAGGGCUGGGAGGAAGCCAAGCGGCGUGGCCAAAGGUACGAGCGGGAGUUUUGCUGGGAAAACUUCCUGUCCGCCAACACACUUCAGAUGCUGCACAACAUGAAGGGCCAGUUCGCCGAGCACCUGAUGAAGGUGGGCUUCGUCAGCAGCAAGGACCCCAAAGACCCCAAGGCCAACGUCAACUCUGAAAACGAGAAGCUGAUGAAGGCGGUGAUCGUGGCCGGACUCUACCCCAAGGUGGCGAUGAUCAAGCCCUCGCACAGCAAGAAGUGGAAAGGGUCCAAGGUCUACACCCAGGCUGACGGCAAGGUGGUCAUCCACCCCAAGUCGGUGAACGCAGAGGAGAACCAGUUCAACCACACCUGGCUCGUGUACCACCUGAAGAUGAGGACCACCAGUAUCUUCCUGUACGACUGUACGGAGGUGUCCCCGUUCUCGCUGCUCUUUUUCGGCGGCAACGUCUCCAUCCAGAAGGACGAGGGCCAGGAGACUAUCGCCGUGGACCAGUGGAUCGUGUUCCGGUCCCCGGAGCGCAUCGCCCACCUGGUCAAGAGUCUGAAGAGGGAGCUGGACGUCCUGCUGGAGGAGAAGAUCCGCAACCCGGCCCCGGUGGACUGGAACAACCGGGAGUCCAAGGACUGCGCCGUCAUCACGGCCAUCAUAGACCUCAUCACCACCCAGGAGAAGGGGGCUACGGGGGGCUACCAGGGAGAGGGGUCCGGCUACCAGGCUGACGGCUACCAGGCGGAGCGCUCGGGCUACCAUGGGGGGGGCGGGGCCGGCUACCAAGGGGGCGGGUCCGACUACCAAGCGGAACGAUCGGGCUACAAGGCCGACGGCUACAACCGCCGGUUGGGCAAUGCACCCAGAGGACCACGUCUCGUCUUCAAAGACGACGAUGACGACGACGAUGACGAUUAG
Molecule: messenger RNA, 3670 nt
Organism: Gadus chalcogrammus (walleye pollock)
Lineage: Eukaryota; Metazoa; Chordata; Actinopteri; Gadiformes; Gadidae
Gene: dhx36
Product: DEAH (Asp-Glu-Ala-His) box polypeptide 36
Exons: 27
Coding region: 287-3670 (1127 amino acids)
Cellular component (GO): cytoplasm; nucleus; intracellular anatomical structure
Molecular function (GO): ATP binding; DNA helicase activity; G-quadruplex RNA binding
Source: RefSeq, a predicted model, not a curated record